Messenger RNA from Lingula anatina, 2059 nucleotides. RefSeq lists its product as uncharacterized. The record is from RefSeq and is a predicted model, not a curated record. NCBI's taxonomy places the organism in Eukaryota, Metazoa, Brachiopoda, Lingulata, Lingulida, Lingulidae.
GAACCGUAAUUGCAAUUUAGACGAUGGCCAUGUGUUUCGGACUUUAACUUGCUUUGUUUGUGCACUGAUCAAAUCAGAUUAUCUCGCAGACGGGAUAAAAUCAAACCACUUAACCCAGAUCACACAGUGCUAGGGUAGUGAAUCAAUAAUAUAGGCCAUAUUUUCUGGCUUAAAUUACAUCAUUAGGUAUUUAAUUAGAAUAUUUUUUCUGACUCUGUGGGAAAACCACGAGGUCGAUGAAUAUUCAUGAGCGUGUUCCAUACAAAACAUAUGCUGCUAUAAAUAGGAAGUAGGUCAUGGAAACAUCUGCCGCUUGUAUUCAAUUUAAGUUGGAAGCCUAAUGGUUAUAUUGUUCGGUGAAAAUGGCAGUAGGUCCUACAUUGAAGACCAGUAAGCUGUAUAAGAGCAAGGUAUGUUUUACCAAGCAUUUAUGGGAGCACACAGUCUACUGGGAUCAGUUUGCUGGGGAGAAAAACCAUGAUCGCGUUCUCUCCAUUCAAGCUGCACUCAUUCUAUAUAGUGGUAACCAUGGCUACACAGAAGAAGACGCCAACAUGCUUUCAUUUCUUCUUGUGACUUCUCCACAUAACGAGAAAAAGCAGAAAGAUUACAAUGGCAACGAGGCAAAGCUCCACAACAGAAAUGAGCGCAAGCAGUCAUCGCCACUUAAACGAAAACGUCCAUCCAGUGAGACGGAUGAUGAAGACAGCCAGUGACUAGAGUGUGGUUAAAAAACAGUUGAAAAUGUAAAUAUUGAAAAGCAUUAUUGUACAUAACAAACCUGUAAUAUAUGUGAAUAUGUACAUAGUGAAAACAAAACAUGGAACAAGAUAGGAGAGAGACUUGAAAUAGAAUCUGGUGGAACAUGAGCAAAGAGAAUGAUUUUAGACAUACAUCACAUGUCUUACUGUCGAGGAGAUAAAGUGGAACAAAGAUGGACUUGUUUCUUCAGGUGGAUUUUGCUUCUGUGUGAAAAGAACGUUUUGCAGUCUUCGAAUUUCAGUCACAAAAGGUGAAAUCUUCGGUUGAAGUACUGUUAUUACAUUUGUUAGGACAAUUGUUUUUGCUCAUUGUUUUUUAUGACAGACAAAUGAUUGAUACAGAGCCAGGUGCAUCAUUUAUUGCCAAUACAUUAAUAUGCCAUAUUGUUGAAUUUUUGUCAUAGUCAUAGCUUCUAUUUUUUGCGGAUUUACUUUUCAUUGGUUGAAAAAAGCUGUUAUUCGUGAAGAAAAUUGCCAUUGGUUUUGAUGAAUAGGUGAUAGGGCUGAAAAUGUUAACUUUAAUGAUAUGUUGUAUACCUGGGUGGAUGGGGGGGAGGUGAUAUAUACCUAGGAUUUGAAGGAAAUCGCUAUACAUCUGAAAAGUCUCUUGUAACAUUUAAUUGUUGGGUACAUUGUUGAAUUAAGUUUGCCAAUAAACACUUAAUGAUGAGCUAGUCAAGAACUGUAUCUUAUAUGUUUAAGUAAGUGCAUGUGGAUCCUAUGUAUAAAAUUCUCUUUGGUGUGCACUCUUAAAUGAUUUAUUUCAUUUUUGUUUAAUUUAUUAUUUCAUUUUAGUGGAUUUGAUACUGUAACAACACUUGUGACAGUUCUUGGUGGACACAUGGUUUGUUUGUUUUAACUUCUUUUGAAAUCAUUUAUCCCAUACUUAACUAUAUUCUGUGUGGGGAAAUUGUCUGACAUGAUGUAGACUGCAUUGUAUAAUUAUAUUUGAUUUUUGCAUCUGUUUUAUGAUUAGAAACAAAGAAUAGACUAGGUCCACUUUAGAUUCAUAACAUUAUUUGAGUGUCUAUUUCCAAAUAUAUCAUAUAAGAUUUCAAUACAGGAGUAAAAAAUAGAUAUAUUUCACACUUUGACAUUUUUCCUGACAGAGAGGAUAAACUGGAAUGAUUUUUCUAUUUAAAGCAGUUUUUCAUAUACUAUUUCUACAAUUGCUAACCCACACUAUAUUAGUGUAGGAGUUCCAAUAAUUUGGUUUGCAUUGCAAAGAUAAAGACAUGCAACGAGUAUUUUUGUAUCAGUUUAUGUGUAUGCUUAAUAAAAAGCAAAAUUACAUUUAA